Kluyveromyces lactis is the source of this 2217-nucleotide messenger RNA. RefSeq names its product pseudouridine-5'-phosphate glycosidase/carbohydrate kinase family protein. Gene Ontology annotation, molecular function: pseudouridylate synthase activity. Bases 1 to 2217 code for a protein of 738 amino acids. The record is from RefSeq and is a predicted model, not a curated record. The transcript has a single exon. Lineage: Eukaryota; Fungi; Ascomycota; Saccharomycetes; Saccharomycetales; Saccharomycetaceae.
AUGCUACGAACUUCAGUGAGGUCUCAUGUACAAAGGAUAGGUCAUCGAAGGCUGCAUUUGUCUGUCUCUGAUGAAAUACGGGAGGCAUUGAAUGCCAAAAUGCCCGUAGUGGCAUUGGAAUCCACCAUAAUAUCACAUGGAUUACCGUACCCGGAAAAUAUAGAGAUGGCCUUGAAGGUGGAGCAAGAAAUCAGGAACAACGGAGCCAUACCUGCAACAACAGCUUUCAUUAAUGGUAUCCCUAAAGUUGGAUUAAAGACGAGAGAAAUCGAACAAUUAGCAGAGUAUGCUAGGAAGGGUCUGGUAAAUAAAGUUUCUCGACGUGAUAUAUCUUAUACUAUUGCUCAAAAACUUUAUGGAGGCACUACAAUAUCGAGUACGAUGAUCUUGUCCCACAAGGCAGGUAUUGAAGUAUUUGCUACAGGGGGACUAGGUGGCGUUCAUAAAGGCGGUGAACUAACUCUUGAUGUUAGUGCUGAUUUAGAAGAAUUAGGAAGAACUCCUGUAUCCGUGGUGUGUGCAGGCCCAAAGGCAAUAUUGGAUAUCCCUAGAACUAUGGAAUAUUUAGAGACUAAAGGAUGCAUGGUAGCUACAAUGGGGCCCCCGGGGACGAAUGUUCCAGGUUUCUAUACUAGAGAUUCAGGAGUGAAAUCUCCUUAUAAUUUUAACUCUUAUCUGGAAGCUGCACAAAUUAUACGAGAUGGUAAUGAAUUUGGGUUAAAUUCGGGCUACUUAUUCUGUUGCCCUCCUCCAAGAGAAGUGGCUUUGGAUGAUAACUUCAUUAACGAUAUAAUAGAACAAGCAUGCCAAAAUGCAGCAGCAGCAGGUAUUAGUGGUAAAGAGUUAACACCUUUUUUACUCAGGGAGAUAGCUUCAAAGACUUCAGGAGCGUCUGUUAAAUGUAAUAUUUCAUUUGUACUGAACAACUGUAAAAUUGCAGCAAAUAUAGCGGCUUCUCUAUCUAAACUAAAGCAAAACAUUAUUCCAAGAUAUGAGCCUAAAAAUCAACGGGGAACUAUGACAAGCCAGGAAACUUCAGGCAAUGAAAAGGAGACAAAGGUUCUAUCUGCGGUAAUUGGCUCUGUCGCUCUUGAUACUCAGUGCACUUUCAAUUCUUCACAUAUAUACCAAGGUGAUUCUAAUCCUGGGAAAGCGUCAACCUCUAUUGGAGGAGUUGGACACAACGUUGCGUUAAGUGCAAACUACAGUAAUCGAAGCUCUCAACAUCAAACCACACUAAUCAGUGCUGUCGGCAAAGACAUUGCUGGAAAGCAUAUAUUGUCGGGGCUAGGAAUGUCUGCGGAUGGUAUUUACAUCAACGAAUCGGAAAGGACAGCACAGUAUAUCUCAAUCCACUCUAGGGAUGGGGAGCUAUACAUCGCUGGUUCUGAUAUGGAUAUCGUAACUCAGCUACCGAUAAAACAUAUAACAAAUAAAUUGAAGUCAUUGAAACCUAAUGUUGUUUUGGUAGAUGCCAAUGUAUCUGUAGAAGUUUUAGAACAUCUGAUUACGUUACGAGAAAAAAUGGGAUUCAAGUUGAUUUUCGAGCCGACUUCUGAAUGUAAAGCACAGAAAAUCGCCCAAGCAAAGAAUUUAAAAGUCUAUCCCAACCAUGGAUUUGAUUUGAUCACUCCAACGGUUACGGAACUUAAAGGAAUAUAUGAAGCCUUGGACAAAAACAACAAAUUUGAUUUAGAUAAUUGGUUUCCAGUGUUAGACUCGUUCAAGAUCGAUAGAAAUUUAUCAGUGAAUAAGAAGGCAUCCACAGGAGAACUAAAAUAUCUAUUGGACAAUGGAAUAUUUCAAACUGCGUCAUUCUUACUACCUUACUUCCCAAGGAUGGUGAUUAAACAUGGUUCAAAGGGUAUUUACAUAUUUUCUAUGGAGAAAGAUACUGAUCCAGCAACGCUUGAGUUAAUAUCAAAAUAUAGUGAUUAUUCAAUGUAUUGUACCGGAGAACAUGUUGGCGGUCAACAACAAGGCGUUCUUGUAGAGCAUCAUGCGGUUCCAGCUGGAAAUACAACUGUAACUAGUGUCACUGGCGCUGGUGAUACUUUAGUUGGUAUUUUGCUAAAUGAGAUCUCCAUAGAUCCAGAGUUUUUGGAACUGAAGGAUCCAGCCAGGAGAAAACACCGAUUAGACAGAGCCCAAUAUGGAGCAAGAAUUACUCUAGAAGAUAAAGAAACUAUCAGCAAGAAUUUAAAAGAGUUGCCUUGA